Molecule: messenger RNA, 1578 nt
Organism: Nematostella vectensis (starlet sea anemone)
Lineage: Eukaryota; Metazoa; Cnidaria; Anthozoa; Actiniaria; Edwardsiidae
Exons: 3
Coding region: 497-907 (136 amino acids)
Source: RefSeq, a predicted model, not a curated record
AAAACGUUUGGGGGGGGGUCCUAUAGAGUCAUAAACGACAGCUCUGCAGCACUUAGAGGAGUACUCUCGCGGUUCCACUUUACUUAAGCAUACCCGCCAUUUGUUAUUUGUAUAUACUCCUUGGCUCGGCACUUGCAGACUUGAAUACCUGCUAUGUAGGUCCCCCUUAACAUUUCACUGAUUAACCGAAUUGUCAUAGUCCUGUCCUUUGGCCUCGGUGCUUGGAUAUGUGUUAUUCUUGAAUUGCUAUUCAAACAUGUUCCGCUUAAGAUGAAACUUGUGACGAUCGGCUGAUUGGUGUCUAGGUCAUAAUUUUGUCACGACAACACCCUCUUCAUGUUGCUUGGUCUGUGAAAGGUUAAGGAGAUAAGCUUCUGUCACAUCCAUAAGGAACGACACAGGCCUCGGCACGAGCUGCCCUUGGCAGGACAAGAUCCUUGUAGACUUUCCUGUCGCGCAUUUGCAGACGCAGGAAGAGUGGCGUAUCUUCUAAGACAUGUAUAAAAACGACCCAGAUCAGCCUCAGGCUUUAGCAAUUCAGGUCGAGCAGGAAGCCGGGACCGAAGUUACGAUUGCAAAGCCGGCGAUGGAUCAGCCCGGGCGGGACCCUGGAACAGAGUUAACUGGCCAAUCACAGCCGACAGUAGGGGAGGAAGAAUCUCCUAUCAAAUCUUGUUGGGAUUUCGGGCUCUCCGGGUGCUUUAAAUUUGAUAAAAGAGAGAGAACGAGCUGGAUAUUCAAUUGUCAAGGCAGAGGUAAUCGAAAACGGCUGUUUCUGGGUGACACUGAAUGUUUUGCUUCACGUCUUGGUAGGGAUUCCAGCUCUUCUCUUUUACAUCUUGGGUUACACCGCUUUGUUCAUAGUGGCUCUACUAACGCCUGCAUUUGGCUGUAUGCCUUGGUCUAGCUUAUACGAAGGUGAUGACGUGGAAUGGUCCAGCGAAUGCCGGGCACCGUGUUAUUAUCAUUGUAAUCAUGUGUAACGAAGUAUACAAGAGAACACGUUGUUAUUAUCAUUGUAACGAUGUGUAACGAAGUAUACAAGAGAACACCGUGUUAUUAUCAUUGUAACGAUGUGUAACGAAGUAUACAAGAGAACACGUUGUUAUUAUCAUUGUAACGAUGUGUAACGAAUAACGCAAGACGCCGACCAAAGAUCUACGAUGUUUCGACAGGAAAUGUAACCCGAGGCCCCAAACGCUAUUGCGCUCACACUAUUUAUACACUUUAUAUACACCUAUUUCAAUAAAGGUUGUCAGCGCAAAUGGAAAAUGGCAGUUUUCUGACCGAAAGUAACCAUGCGUCUCGAAGAAUAUGGAUAAAUCAAAACAACUAUCCAUAAAAGGUUACCAAUGCUUGGCUCUGACAUUGCUGGACUUUAUUUAACACCUUUAAUUUUACGAAUAAUUAUUACCCAUAAGCCAUUUACCAUUUGUCAUUCGCUAUUUGCACUGACAACCUUUUGUGAAAUAGGUGUAUACUGUAUACUGCAAAACACACAAUCCGUAGCGAGCUUCAAAAUUGCUUUACUAACAUUCUAUCGGCAAAAUUGAAAUAAAGGAAGACACAAACACGAUA